Auxenochlorella protothecoides is the source of this 741-nucleotide messenger RNA. RefSeq lists its product as hypothetical. The transcript has a single exon. NCBI's taxonomy places the organism in Eukaryota, Viridiplantae, Chlorophyta, Trebouxiophyceae, Chlorellales, Chlorellaceae. The coding region runs from base 1 to 741 and encodes 246 amino acids. The record is from RefSeq and is a predicted model, not a curated record.
AUGAUGUAUCCAGACCUUGCCGACCACAACCUGAUCUGCUUCCUGGGGUCGAAGAUGGGAUCCAUGUAUGGUGGGCUCGACCACAUGCUGGCAGCUGUGCAGGAGAACAUGGCGGCUGCAGCAAACAGAGGUGAGCUGCGGGAUGUGCAUGGUGUUGCUGUUCCAGCAGAGUGCCAUCCGAGCUUGCAUCCCCGGUGUCAUAGGGGCACUCCAAUGCUACCGACCUACACCAAGGUUAUGAGUAAAUUGAUCAUCUACAUCGACACAGGGCUAGUCGCGACAUCCAAGGCCGGCACCGGCAGGAGGCGCGGCAAGGAGCCGAUGCCAGUGGCAGAACCCCCACAUGGUGCCUCUCCUGACCUGGCCUCCAUAUCUGCGAAGCCUGACACUCAAGGACCGGAGAGUGCCACCAGUCCACACCCUGUGGACAGUGGCAGCGAGGUUCCACCACUGCUGAGCAUCCCGGACACCCCGGCGCCUUCACGCGAGAGCGAUUCAGGGCUCAAGGAAGCACUCCGGGGGCCGGCGAUCAGGGUCAACCUGGUUGCGGAGAAGGGGGUGCGUGCGGAGCAUGAUACUCUUUACAAGCACCUUAUGGAGAUGAUCCACCUGUGCUGCCCGCUUGGCCAGCUGAUACCAUCCCCUACGAGCGCCACAUCAAAGCCAAAACUCACCGCAUCCGCUCCCAUCUUGAGAGGGAUGGUGGCAAGAGGCGGCAGGCUGUUUCGACGGACAAAUUAA